AUGUCCCUCUUUCGGCGCGACGCGGUUCUCCGCGCGUACCACUACGUGCACCCCAAGUCCGGCAGGCCCAUCCGCCAGUUCCGCCGCUACGGCGACCCGCGGUUUAUCAACAACGAGGCGGCGCUCAUCAGGGGGCAGUGGGGCCUCGUCACCGCCGACUUUGGGAUGGUCACGCAGUCGCAGCUUGAGAACGCGCGACUGGCGAUGCUGCGCCGCCUCCCGCGUGGCGGGUUUACGCUGACGAUGCACACCGACUACGAGGAGUUUCCCGUCGUGAAGAAGAGCCCGGAGAGCCGAAUGGGGGCGGGCAAGGCAAACAUCCACCACUUUGCGUUCAAGUUCACGACGGGGAUCCCGCUGUUUGAGAUUUCGGCGGUCUCCUCGCGCCGCCUCAACCAGGCGGAGGCGGAGGGCAUCUUUUUGGCCGGCAGGGCGUUUAUUCCGCUGCAGACCGUCGUCGUGCCGCAGGGCCGCGUCGACGAGUACCACGUCUUCAGGUAG
This is a messenger RNA of Trypanosoma conorhini, 501 nucleotides long. Its product is annotated as 50S ribosomal protein L16. Gene Ontology annotation, biological process: mitochondrial translation. Lineage: Eukaryota; Euglenozoa; Kinetoplastea; Trypanosomatida; Trypanosomatidae. Bases 1 to 501 code for a protein of 166 amino acids. The transcript has a single exon. Gene Ontology annotation, molecular function: rRNA binding; structural constituent of ribosome. Gene Ontology annotation, cellular component: ribosome; mitochondrial large ribosomal subunit. The record is from RefSeq and is a predicted model, not a curated record.